Fraxinus pennsylvanica is the source of this 405-nucleotide messenger RNA. Lineage: Eukaryota; Viridiplantae; Streptophyta; Magnoliopsida; Lamiales; Oleaceae. The record is from the annotation of a GenBank genome assembly.
AUGGGGAAUGGUGAUAAGAGUGAGGAUUUGGUGAAGCACCACAAUCAAAUGGUUAAGGAUUCGAAAGAGAAGGGAAAAUACUACAGGAGUCUGCACAAGAAGGUGCUGGAAUCUGUGACAGAGGUUAGCGAUAUCGACGCCGUAAUUGAGCAAGACGAUGAAGCCCACCAACUCUUUCCGACACUAAACCUGUAUCAUCCCAUCAACGAGUUUGAGCCAUUCUUGGAGAGUUUGGGUUUGAGUCAGACACAGUCAACUUCUCUUGUUCCACAGGACUUGAUAGCUCUGAGUGACGAUCAAGUCUUAUUGGAUAAUUAUCAAGUUCUUUGCGAUUAUGGGUUCCCAAUGAGUAAGAUUGGAAUGAUGUAUAUGGAAGCAAAUGAGAUAUUCAAAUAUGAACUAUGA